Molecule: messenger RNA, 1270 nt
Organism: Macrobrachium nipponense
Lineage: Eukaryota; Metazoa; Arthropoda; Malacostraca; Decapoda; Palaemonidae
Exons: 3
Coding region: 237-743 (168 amino acids)
Source: RefSeq, a predicted model, not a curated record
CACUACUGAAGGCAGACGAAAAUGGUUUAUACCCUUAGAGAAAAAAAUCCUGACAGCUCUUAUUGAACAGCACAAAAACGUGGUAGAGAGUAAAAAGAGAGACGGAGCAUCCAAUCGUGAAAAAGAACAAGUGUGGGAGUGAUAGAACAGCCAGAGAUGGCUCCGGAGAAAAUCGUUCAGUUCCAAGUGCUGUUACCCCUGAAGUAGAGGCAGUUCUCAAUGUUCUCAAUCCAUGUAUGCUGGAUAAUAUUUCUACCUCAUUUGAUGAAAAGACUGGUGAACCCAAUUUAGAUGGAGAUGUUAAGAAUGUGAAUUCAGAAAGUAUGGUCAGUGAAAUGUUAAUGCCAGAGACAUCUACAAAUACAAGUGUGAGAAUGGAUGGAUUUCAGACAAACCAACAACCUGCUGCCCCAGAGGCACCUCAGAAUUGUGAUUUAACAACCUAUUAUGAAAAACCAUCAUCAGACAUGAACCCAAAUAUUGGCCCUUCUAGAAGAACCAGGAAACAAAAGAUGGAUCAGUUAUGUGAUCAAGAUAUUCUUCUAGCACAGAUGCAGAUGCAGCAAGCCCAACUUUCCAUUGAAAAUUUACGUUUAGAACGAAAAACUUUACAAGAACGAUACCAACAGCAACGAGAAGCUCAUGAGUGGCAAAGAGCACAGCAUGAAGCUAAUCUUAAUCUAGCAAUGUUACAAAUCAAGUUCUGGGAAAAGAAAACUGGUUAUGGCGAUAUGGAAACUUGAGCUUAAGUAUAUCAUAGCAUUAUAAUUCAAAUGCAUCAUAGCCAAUAUUAAUUUUAUAGAUUAUACUGUCGGUGAUCUUUCGUACGACAGCAGUUGCAGUUUGCUGUAUUAUUCUUUAGGAUAAUUACAACACUGCAUUUUUAUAUCUUGAUUUGCAGUGUGUGGUAAGUGUUUGUACUUUAUAGCCAUGAUUAAUGAACUAAUCAGGAUUGUCUUCAGGUUUAGCUUUACAUGUGAUAAGUUCUAUAUCCUUAGCAAGUACUCUAAGCUGUCUAGCUUGGAGAGACAGGUGAGAAUUCAGGCACAUAAUUGAACCUUUGAUCAUUCCUGACAUAUUUUCUAAAGAUGGGUUAAACAUGGCUUACAAUGACUAUUAUGUUGUAACUAACCAGAUUAGUUUUUUUACAGAUCAAAUUUUAUCUUCAUGACUGAAGCUUGUUGGUUAGAUGGGAUUGCUAAUUGUUCCAAUGAAAAUACAAACCAUUCACUUUUAUGUAUGAGUAUUAUUCAGUGAAGCUGGAAUUUAA